Podarcis lilfordi (Lilford's wall lizard) is the source of this 16577-nucleotide messenger RNA. The record is from the annotation of a GenBank genome assembly. Lineage: Eukaryota; Metazoa; Chordata; Lepidosauria; Squamata; Lacertidae.
AUGGCGGACGGCGAGGCGGCGGCGGCGCCUGAUCCAGGGCUUUCAGCUCGGGGAGCCGGCAUUGCCGGCAGCGCAAAGGGGCUGCUGCAGAAGGGCUUCGACAUGUACGUGCGAGAUCCGUUCGACGCCGCUCACAACCCUCAGGUAGGGGUGUGUGCGUGUGUGCGUGUGUGUGUGUGUGUGAGAGAGAGAGAGAGAGAGAGAGAGAGAGAGAGAGAGUGUUGGUGGUUUUUGCAAGGGGGGUGUAGAAGAAGCCGCUGGUGGGGCAGGACGUGUGCGGGGGGGACUUCUCUGCUAGUGUAUUAAGGAAAUAGGGCGCAGGAUAUAAAACAUGGAGCCAUGGGUGAGUCAAGUCAAGUGCGUGUGACAAGAGUGUGAGAACAGAGGCUUUUGUGGGUGGGUGGGUUUUUUAAAUGGAAAGGUAUUGUGGUAGGGCAACCUUUUCCAGCCCAACGCCCGCAUUCAUCCGAAAUUGCCUUAUAUAGAGACAGGCCGUUGAGUCUAUCAAGCUCAGUAUUGUCAGCACUGACAGGCAGCAGCUCCCUGGAGUUUGGGGUAGGAGUCUCUCCCAGCCCUACCCACAGAUGCUGGGGAUUGAGCCUGCGACCUUCCGCAUGUAAAGCCCAUGAUCUACCACUUAUUAUGGGGAAGUAUGGUGAAUGGGGUCGGAGGCAUAAGUGGGUGGGCAACUGAUGUAAAUUUGAGCUUUAAUCAGUAAAUAACAACAACAACAGUAAUAAUAAUAAACUACCGGUAAUUUCCAUCCACACUCAUCCACAUUUCCUACACUCAUGCAAGCAGCAGGCAUUAUCAGAGUUGAAGGAGAUGUUCUAGCCAGGCAAAAGCAGUCAAGGAGGGUGUGAAGUGUAACUGCUGAGGGGUGUAUGAUGGGGGAAAGUCUGGAGGACCAGAAAGAGAAGCUUGGCUGGACUCAUAGAAGCCAAAUCCUAGAGGCCAAAGUCUCUCCCCCCACCAUAAAAUAUUUGAGGGGGGGCAAAGUUGAUGGGCACUGCCUUUCAAAUGGUGUGUGUGUGUGUCUUGUGAUCAAUUACGCAGGCCAGGGCUUACCUACCCCCCCCCCAAUUUUUUUUUUAUUCAAGUUGGCAUUUGACACUCCUUUGGUUGGGGAUAGUGGGAAGAUGAGGUGAAGUAGAAUGGAGAUGGAGAUGAGAAGUUUUGAGUCUGAGUGAAGAAAUGGCUUGGUUUAUUUUAUUAAACUUCUAUCACUUCACACAGCCAAAAGGGAGUCCCGAAUCUAAGACUAAAAAAUACACUAAAAGUGUUAAUCCAAAAAGUCAGCUAACAAUGUGAAAUCCUCACCCCCAUCCAACACAAAAAUGAAUACCGAAAGCUGAGCACCAAUGGUUGUGCUGUGGAGGAGGGGGGCAUGGAAGAAAGGUUAAGGGGAGCAGAAACACUUGGAAAUGAUGUGUGUGAGGGUUGCAGAAAAAACAAGGGGAUGUGGAGAAAGAGGUGUGGUAAUAAAACACUGUAUGGAAGAAGGUGUGGAAAUGAGGCAAUCUUAAAGACUGUGCAGAUAUGAAGUUUCCAAACCUUGGGUCAGAGUUUUGCAACAGCCUUCAGGAGCAAAGGAUGCAGUUCAUUGCAUACGAUGUAGCAGAGGGGAUACUUUGGAGGAGAGGGGGAGAAGUUGUGGCAGCAGAAAUUGUACUGCUGCUUUUCAGUCUAGGCUCCAAUGGCAAAGUGCCAGCAGGGUCCAAGCAGAAGUAGUUCAAUCUGGUUUGUUCCAGCAUGGGACAGUUACAUUAUCCCCUGACCUGAAAUCUCCUUACUAGAAAUAUGUUGUUGGUGCUGCUGCUUCCAACUUCUGCAGUCUGAUCAGUAGAACAGCUGAGUGUGAACAUAGUUGCUUUCUGUACUCUUAUGUAAGAGAGUCUUGUCCUUUCCAGAGACCUGUUUUUUAAAACAAAGUGGUUGUACAGAUAUUAAAAUGUGGAGUUAAUCUAUGUCUAGAAGACUUCAGUCCUUAAGAAGCAGAAAUGGUGGUUAAGUUGGGAACAUAGAAAGGUGCCUUAAAGAGAGUAUGAAAUUGUUGCUCCUUUGUUUAUAUAGUGGAAAAAAUAUAUAAUGGUGGCAGUUUAUUUUCAUACUGUCCUUUAGACACUAGGUUUAGUUUUCUGACUGGAGGGUCCAUGCAAAAAGUAAACAGAAAAUGUUUUUUUAAAAAAACAACCCUACCAUUAGUGGUGGCUAUCUAAAAUGUCAUUUCUAUUUUCAGGGCAUUUUGAAUUUUGGAACAAGUGAGAACAAGCUUUGCUUUGAUAUAAUACAGGAAAGGGUAAGUUUGGCUUCCCACAUGAACUGUGCAACCUAGUUCUGAAAUUGUGAUCAAUAGGUAGUACUAAUUAGUGGCCAUGAUCAUUUCUUAUGAAUAAUCAAGCACUAUGUUUAAUAACAUUACCCAUGCAGCGUGCAAGCCCUGGACUGGGCCAGCAGGUCAGAGUGGCAAAUCGGCCCCUGCAUUUUAAACCUUGUUGGCUUACUCCAACCAGGACAGAAAGUGAGGAGAGACUGUGAUAUCUUUUGCUGUUCCGGCUCCAGGCUAGUGCAGCUGAGGAGCCAAAAUCAGGCCCAGCUCUGAGAAAUGGGUUGGUUUUCAUCCAAGAUCAGCUAAGACAGCUUAACUUGAAAAAAUUUGAUAAACUGUGGGAAAUAUAAAUAGCAAUGUGUGAAUCUAACUACCUUUCAUAUAAUUAAAAACUUUAAUUGUCUCUUUUUUAAAAAAUGACAGCUCGUAAAACCUGACAUGGCUUAUCUGGAACCUCACUUACUUCAGUAUUCAGAUACACAAGGCAUUAAAAGGUAACAAAAUUUGCUUAGCAUUUCAAUCUAUUUUUUAUAACAGCUACCUGUUUUUCUAGUUCGUUAAACAUUUCAAAAACUAAAAUUGACAUUGUGCAGGAGAUUUAAGCUGUUCUAUAGAGGUCCUCUUAAAAUAAAUGGUUGUGGCUUACAGACGUAUUUUCUUUUGAGGCAGUACUGUUAGUGCUUGGAGCCUGCUUAUAACACUGCAUAAAUGUCUAGUUGUUGUUUGAACACAUUUAAUAGAAAUAGGUUCAAUGGUACGUAAAUGAAUGUUCUUUCGUGCACUUGUUUGGUAUUGCUUCCCUCAAUUUACAGUGUUGUUUGAUAGUUCUGGAAUUCAGAUUUCUGGACUCAGUCCAAAAUCAAGUUUCAGAAAUGGGGCAUUUUUAAAAAUGUGAUCCUCUACAUAUGUUUACUUUUAAAAUAAGUUCUGUGCAAUCCUGCUUCUAAAGAAAUCAGUAGCAAAAUUUCAAUUGAAUUUAAUAAAAAGAAUAAGUUAAAGUUGUUCCAGAACUAACAUUAUAUAUGAAUAUGUUGAUGCAAAUUUUCUGACUGUGUUAAUUUUAAACUUUAGUUUUAGAGAAGAAAUUGCAAAGUUUCUUACGGAAUAUGCAAAAGCUCCAACAGCACUAGAUCCAGAUCAUGUAAGGAACCACGUUGCUUUCCUUUCCUUUAAUUUUGUGAAACUUUGCUGAAUCUUUCAUAAGAUCUGAAAUGAGGGUAUAGCAAAAGUUACUACUUUUAAAUCAUUUUGGAAACUCUGCAACACUGAGAAUGUAUCAGGUUGUUAUUGCAGAUAGAAUUUUAUGUUAAAGCCAGUACCUAAAAUAAAUUUAUCAGAGGGAGCUCUCAUAACUUUGCUUAAGAUACCCAUUUGUCUUCAAAUAAUGACACUCAACUUUGAUACAUUCAGAUACAAAGGCAAAUUGUUUGAAAAUAUUGGGUGAUAUCUAAUAUUCAGCUAAUGAACCAAAUUCUUACUUCCCCUACCACUUACAUUUUACUACCCACAUGUCAAUCACCUGAUAUCACACUGCCCUCAGAUGAUGAUCGUCAGGACUUCAAAACACCACGCAUAGAGGCUCAUUGCACAGCUUCAGCAAGAAGCUGGAAUAAGGACAUUAUUCCUGUAGCUUUUCCAAGCGACUGAAGGCUUUUAUCCAAGAGCCUGCUAAGCCCCACCCUAGGUAGGCACUGCUGUUGAUCUCUCAGCUAUUGAACUCUCAGUAGUGUUGGGUCUACUCAUGAGGAAGCAGCUCCUCACAAGUAACUUAUCAUUCUCAAGGAGGUAUUGGCUUUCAGGUGGACUGCUUGGUCCUGCCCUUUCAUCUGUCAGUGCUCUCUGAGAGUUGGAGGUAACUCAGCUUCUGCCUCUCAACCCUCUAUAUAUAGGAUACGGCAGCUGCUGGGAUGUGGCAUUGCCUGAUAGUCCUGCUUCAGCCUUGGUGCUGUCUGACCCCACCUGAAUGUCUGUGCGAUUCCCUCCAGGGAGUACCAGGCCCUCCUCUGGUGAGGAUUCCUCUAGCACGGUCAUGAAAUGUCAGCUGAUUGACAGUGAAAGCCAGCCUCCCUUGCCAACAACAGGAGUGCAUUUUAAGCGUCCCAUUUUUUGAUUGGCUGCUGCACAGCUGAUAUCGCAUGGUAUCAGGUGUGGAGCAGGUGAGCAUGAUUUGGGGGAAAUGGCCUUAUGGGCCAAAUCAGGACCCAUGCCAGGCCUAAUAAAGCCAACGGACUAGAGGUUCCCCACCCUUUAACUAAGUCAUACUCAGAAUAGAUCCACUGAAAUCAAUUGACUUACAUACGCUUUCCUUCUUUACACUUCUAAAAAGUGGCAGAUUGCUAAACUUAGUGCUUGGAUUACCUCUGUAAAACGAGGAGGUCAGACAUAGCACUCUUCUCAGACAUUGACUCUGCAAACAACAUACCCUACUCACUCCAGUGCCAUCUUAGAUGGUCAUUGCCAGGGACAUAGAUCUAGGCAACCACUUGGAAAUCAGAGCUACUAAAUGGUACAUAAUUAAUGGAUAUUCUGUUGGUCUGUGUUUAUAUCAUAUAUAAUAGACCAUUGAACCCAUAAUUUCAAUUACAUUAUAGCUCAACAAAACUUUUCAAUGACUGAUUGGAUACCAGCCAAUAGAAUUCAAAUAUACAAGAGGAAUUAAGGGUUGGUUGUUUUGAAGUUACAGUGGUUCAUUUUUAAAUUUGGUUUGAGUUGUUGACAUUUGUAUAUGAUAUCCUUGCCUUAGACUUGUCUUUAAUUUCUUAAAAUAAAUUUAGCUGCUUUUGUAGUUUUGUUAAUUGUAUCUUGCUAUUUUGUCUUCUGUUUCUAGUUUAUAGUUUUGAAUGGCUGCUGUGCCGUCUUUGCUACGCUUUCAACUGUGUUGUGUGAUCCUGGAGGUAAGGGGGCAUGAAUAUGUAUCACAUAUUGUAGCAGUUAUUUAGUGGUAAUUAGUGCCUGAACAUCUUAAAGAACGUAUAAAAUCUUGUUCACUCUGCUGAUAAUGGCUAAAUCAGGCUUCCUCAACCUUGGCCCUCCGGAUGUUUUUGGCCUACAACUCCCAUGAUCUCUAGCUAACAGGACCAGUGGUCAGGGAUGAUGGGAAUUGUAGUCUCAAAACAUCUGGAGGGCCAAGGUUGAGGAAGCCUGGGCUAAAUCAUGUAGAAAAUGAACUGCUUCAUUGCUUUAUUUUAUGUGCCCUUUGAGUAAGCUAAAAAUAGUUUAAAUUAUGUGAAGUACAUACUAGCAGAAUGAAACUAUUGGUCUGCCCCCCCUUUCUAAUAUUAUAGUAGAGUCUUAACAAUUGGUUAAUGACAAUAAAAUUAUAUGUGGAAUGGGAUAAAACCUCUACUAUGAAAUUUGUGUCACUUUUUUUAGUAUGCUAGUAAGAGUAUUCAUUUAGGAAUAGCACAGACCUGCAAGUGGUUCACACAAUGUUUUUUUUUCCUAUUCUAGCAGCACAGUGAUUAUGUACAAAGAUUUUGAAAGUAGUAGUCUGAAGAUGUGUGUAAGAUGAAGGCAAAAUAAUUUAUCACUGUUUUUUAACAAACUAGUAAAAUACUUUGUUUAAAAAGAAAGUAAACCUCCAUUAUUUAUUCUUUUUAUAGAUGGGUAUCUGAUUCCUACCCCAUAUUAUGGUGGAAUAAACUCCAAAACGUGGCUGUAUGGUGGAAUGCAACCUGUCCAUGUGCCCUUGUUCAGUGAGGUAAAUAUUUACUAAAUAUUCCCUUUCUUAUAAAUACUGAUAUGUUGUCUAUGAAUGAACACAAUUAUAUAAAGCCCAAGCAACAAAACAACUAUUGACUAUGGAAACCAAACUGUAGACAUGUCCCUUCUUGUAUGACUGUGCUAUAUGUUUUGGCAAAUAAGUUUACUAUGGAUGUUGUCUCAUACACAAGUGUGUAUAUAGCAGAGGUGGCAACAAACUGUCCUACAGAAGUCUUGACUGUUUUACUCAGUCUUUUUAGUGUGUGUGUGUGUGUGUGUGUGUGUGUGUGUGUGUCUAUCCAUUAAUCAUCAUUUUCAGAGAGUAACAGUUUCCUGGGAUGACAUAAUGUCACCACUGCCCUUGAUCCAAGCAUCCUCAAAGAACCGUAGAGUUUUUUGAACUCCCUUUUACCUCCACCAGAACAAGUUGAAAAGGGAGUGUCUGCAUUGAGUUCAUCCCAACAAACAAUAAAAUGAAAGCUCCAUCACUGUUUAAGCCACAUCCACCAUAACUUGCUUGUGCAUUUUGCUGUUUCCCCCCUCAAAUUAAAUUUAUUAUUAUUAUUAUUAUUAUUUAUUUAUUUAUUUAUUUAUUUAUACCCCGUCCAUCUGGCUGAGUUUCCCCAGCCACUCUGGGUGGCUUCCAACAGAAUAUUAAAAUACAAUAAUCUAUUAAACAUCAAAAGCUUCCCUAAACAGGGCUGCCUUCAGAUGUCUUCUAAAAGUCUGAUAAGUUUUUCUCUUUGACAUCUGGUGGGAGGGCGUUCCGCAGGGCGGGUGCCACUACUGAGAAGGUCCUCUGCCUGGUUCCCAGUAACUUCACUUCUCACAGCAAGGGAACAGGCAGAAGACCAAGACCAUUUAUGGCUUUAAAGGUCAGCACCAACACUUUGUGAAAAUAAAUAGGUAUUCUGAGCAGAUUGCAUUGUUUUACUGAAUUUCUGUCUUUGAACACCUUUUGAAAUGUUUAUGCAGGUGACUAAUGAAGAAAGUCAACCAUUUCAGUUAACUAUUGAAAAAUUAGAAACUGCACAUCAGAGAGCCAUAGAACAGGUAGGAAUAUUUUGUACCGAACUCCAACUAUUGUGCUUUCAGUUCAAUACUUCCUUAUCAACUUUCCAGUGAAAUAUAUCCUAUUAGAAAUGUAAAUUGAUAAAUCUCCUUUUUCUUUUCAUGUGCACAAAUUGCCCAAAAGCAGAUUGUCAUGUCAUUCUAAUGUAUCGUUUUCAAGAAUGAAACUAGAAUCCUAAAUUAUAUAUUUCCUGUUCUUAUGUGAGCCCAUUAAAAUAUUUGCAAGUAAUAAAUGGAGCAAUUCAUAUUAAACUUAAUACUUACCUUUUACAAACUGCUUUAGUUACUUCCCUUGAUUUUCAAAGUAGUUCAUCUUUUCUGCUUUUGUUUCUUGGUUUUUUUCUUAAGUAGCUUGAAGCUACUAGGUGACAGAAUCUUUUCACAGGAGAAAAUGUACUGAAAAUAGUGAAUGGGAUUCAACUGUCAUGCUUGGAGUAGACCCAUCAAAAUCGACAAGACUUAAGUUAGUCAUGACUAAUGUAAGUACUACUAAUUUCAGUAGGUCUGCUCUAAGCAUGACAGUCUAGACCUAACCCUGUAUGUUUUAGUUACGCUGAAAUUACAGAAUUUACAUAAUAAUUUGGUCAUAAGAAAUUUUAUUUCCUACCUGAACAUAUUUCCAUUUAAACAUGUUUUAGUAACAUUAGUUUAAAAAGAAUCCUAGUUUUACAGUCUUUCUAUACACUGGUGUUAUAUAUACAUUUCUUCAAGAAUACAAUCAUUUAAUGUAUUACAUCAGAUCUAUAGUUUUGUAAAUUAAGUCAUUUGAAUUAUAGCAGAUGAAAUUUAAAAUCAUAACUAAAUAACAAAAUGCCAUGCUGUGAUGAAAAUGAAAUGUGAUGCCAUGAAAAUGUGAUACUGGGAUAUGUUUUAGGGUUAUAAAGGAAUAUGUAUGCUCAUAUUCAGUCAAGAAACUUCAAUACUUGGCACUUUAUGAAAGGAUGGCAAUUUUGCAGACUCGCUACUCCUUUGUUUGAGGUCAUGAUGGCGUCCCCGACUAUCAGUUUUUCUUUUUUCAGGGCAUCAGAGUCAGAGCUUUAAUCCUGAUCAACCCUCACAAUCCAUUAGGGGACAUUUACCCAGCACAGUUACUGAAAGAAUGUCUAGACUUUGCACACAGGUUUGAGUCCUAGCGCUAUUUGUUUGGGCUUUUAAUUUUCUAUGAUGCAGUAUGUUAGUUUUGAAAGUUAUUUUGGUAAUUUCCUUAGUUCAUUUGGCAUAUGGCCAUAAGAAGGUUUGUUCAGAAAAUUCAUUUAUGGUAAUAGUCAUCUAUGGUUAUUAGUAGCAUUGAAAAACAUUAGAAUUCUUAAAUUGGCAAACUUUGUUUCUGAACGUAUAACUAUGGUGGAGAUGGCUUUACGUGCCGCUAAAAUUUUUUUCCUGUAUGCGUAAAGCCUGACUAUAUUGAUUCUUUAAAACAUAUGUCAUAAAUAUGAGAACUGGUAAUUACCAAAAUAAGUAGUGGUAAGAGUGUUUAAUACGGAUACAUACGUUGAUUUGAAAAGUAAGUUUGAACCAAUUUAUGAAAUGAAGCAUUCUUGUAAUCUGUAACUUGUCCGUCCAGUCUGUAGAAUUCUAUAUGGAACAUGAAUUAAUAAAUUAUUUUUAUCUUUCUCAAAGAAGGAUCCCUAAUGUUUCCUUUAAAUUUCAAUACAUUUUCUCAUACUUCCCCCUAAUGUCUAUUUUUUAUCCUUGGCCACAUUCUUGUAAUGCUUACUCUGAAAUCCUAUGUACACUUACUUGGACAUAAGUCUCACUAUGUUCAGUGACCCUUCCUCCUCCUUAGUUUAUCCGCGAAAGGACUCCAUCCUCCUUGCUUGUUCCAUUUUCUAGCAUACCUGCCCUUCCCACCAAUCUACAUGAAAUGGGCUAAUUUUUUUACAUGUGGCUUAUUUCUAAUGAAGGUAACAACUAGCUCAGUCAGUAGAACAUUAGACUCUUCAUCUUAGGGUCGUGGGCUUGAGCCCCAUGUUGGGCAAAAGAUUCCUGCAUAGCAGUGAGUUGGGCCACAUGACCCUUGUGGUCCUUUCCAACUCUAUGAUUCUAACUAAAGUGGUUAUUAGAUAUUUAGUAAGCCUCAAAACAUGGCACAAUUCUUUUCACUUCAGCAUGACACUGCAUGAGACUUGGGGAUGCAGUCUGCGUCUGAAGGUGAAAACUAAGAAUCUGGUGUUUUUAAUUUUUUACAAAAAAAACCACACUUUAAUUGGUUACUUAUACUUUUGUGAUAUUUAAGCAUCUUUCUGUCAGUCACAUACUUCUGAAUGCCUGCUAAUAUUGGGAAUAAGAAUUCAGUUUGAUGUGUUUUCUGGCUUGUGCAUGCAUAUAUAAUAAGCUGUGUGGUGUGUGUUUUCUGGCCUUUAUAUCUUAAUUGUGCAAUAUAUUACAUAUGGAUACUUGGUUCUUAACUUCCCGCUUUUAUAUAUCACUAUUCAGUUUUUAAAAACAUUUUGCUUUAUAUUAAGUACAGUGGUGCCUCGCAAGACGAAAUUAAUUCGUUCCGCGAGUUUUUUCGUCUAGCGAAUUUUUCGUCUUGCGAAGCACGAAAUCCCAUAGGAAUGCAUUGAAAUUCAAUUAAUGCAUUCCUAUGGUCAAAAAAAGUCCAAACAAAGCCAAAUUUGGUACAACAAGAGUUUAUUAAGUGCUCUUUAAAGUCACACAUACUGUAAAGAGCAUUUCAAAAAUUGAAGGAACAAUAAAAAUCAGAAAAAUUCAGAAAAAAACCACACAAGCUUCCAGAUUCUUGCAAACCCCUCCUCAACUGUUCCCCCAGCCACCCACCACACAGAAAUUCAAACCCAGAAUUUUUUUUUAAAAAAAACAGCAGAGUGGCUGAAUGGUCACAAAAAAUCAUAAAAAUGCAGAAAAAAAACCACACAAGCUUCCAGAUUCUUGCACACCCCUCCCCAACACCAAGUCCUUGAAUUCCAAACACCCCAACCCAAAAUCCAAAAAUUCCAAAAAAAGUUUUAAAAGUUUAACUUACCAAAUGGCUGCAAAAGAAGUUUUGGAAAAGCUUCAAAAAUCGCCAAAGUCUUCAAAAACCUCAAAAAAGGCUACCACACCGCGUGCUAUGAGUUGCUCCUCGAAGUCAAGUCGCAACUGCACCUCUUCAAGCAAUGCACCUUGGGUUUUAAUGGUUUUACGAAAAAGGAAACAAACUUGCAAGACGUUUUCGUCUUGCAAAGCAAGCCCAUAGGGAAAUUCGUCUCGCGAAGCAGCUCAAAAACCGCAAAACCCUUUCGUCUAGCGAGUUUUUUGUCUUGCGAGGCAUUCGUCUUGCGGGGCACCACUGUAGCAGUAUUUUCGGUGCCUCCUCCACAAGAGGGUUGGAGGGUGGCAACACUGAAACACUUCUCUGCAGUGGCUCCCUGUUUGUGGAAUGCUCUCCCCAAGGAGGCUCGCCUGGGACCUUCAUUACAUAUCAUCGGGUGCCAGGCAAAAACGUUUCUCUUCAGCCAGGCAUUUGGCUGAUUAACAUUCUAUGGCCUUUUAAAUGUGUCUGUGGGAUGAGAGUUAUUGGUUGCUUUUGUUUUUGUUUUAUUAUGUAUUUUAUGUUUCCAUUUUGUAUUUUUAUUUUGUGAACUUCCCUUUAAACUUUGGAAGAAGGGCAGUAAACAUAUUUAAUUAAUAAUAAUAACAACAACUGGAUUGAGUAUAGAAUAUGCAGCUUUCUAAGGAAUUUGCUAAGCAGCAAUUGCAGUAAUGAAUGCAUAUAUAUAUAUAUAUAUAUAUAUAUAUAUAUAUAUAUAUAUAUAAAAAAAACUUUAAUGACUUAUGUGUGUGUCUUUCUUUACAUAGACAUAAAUUACAUGUAAUAAUGGAUGAAAUUUAUAUGCUGUCUGUAUAUGGAGAUACCACAUUCACAAGCAUUCUUAGCUUGGAGAGGUGAGUGUACCUUCCUGUUGCUUUUUUAGAAAAAAAUAAUGUCAGCUUUUUAGUUGAGUAACAUAGCAAAUCUCUUCUGUUUGUUUAUAUAUGCACACAUAGUCUACCAGUUACUGUAUGCAUAAAUUAUUAUUUCGAAGUAAUUACUGUAUUGGUGAUGUGGUAGCAUAUGUAUGAUUUUCAAGGGUUGGUAGACUUUUUUUGUCUUGCCAUUCUCCGACAAAAUCCUGCAUGUCAAUUGAUUUAGGACUAAGCAGACCAUUGCUCAUAUGUGAAUUCAAUGCUAACUACUAUUGUAGUGAUGCGGGUGGUGCUGUGGGUUAAACCACAGAGCCUAAGGCUUGCCGAUCAGAAGGUCGGCGGUUCGAAUCUCCGUGACGGGGUGAGCUCCCGUUGCUCGGUCUCUGCUCCUGCCAACCUAGCAGUUCAAAAGCAUGUCAAAGUGCAAAAAGUUACUGCUCUGGCGGGAAGGUAAACGGCGUUUCCGUGCGCUGCUCUGGUUCGCCAGAAGCGGCUUAGUCAUGCUGGCCACAUGACCCGGAAGCUGUACGCCGGCUCCCUCAGCCAGUAAAGCGAGAUGAGCGCCACAACCCCAGAGUCGGCCACGACUGGACCGAAUGGUCAGGGGUCCUUUUACCUUUACUAUUGUGGCUAUUAUGCUUCCUCUGCAUGCCAGGGGCUCCUCAUACAGGUCUGUUGUAACUCUGCCCGGUGUGCAUGCAUGCUGUAACGUGUUAGGUCACUUAGUGCAAGCCAAAAUUCUUCCAUGUCUCACUUGGAAGUAUCUAGUGUCAAGUUCCUUUCUGGACUUUUACAUAUGUUGCAUGCUUUGAGGAGAGUGGGAUGGAGCUGAGUAGCAACUGGUCAUUGGUGAAGUAAGAGAGAGCCUGCUUUGCAAGUAAUGUGCCCAGCGCAGCAGGGCUGCAGCCAUCACAGGGGUAGCAGGAAAGUAUAAAAUUAUGGCGAAAUACAUCUGCACCCUGUUGUCCACAUGCUGAAGGAGCGGGACUAUUGACUGUAUUCCUUCAUGUGGAAAGUAAAUUAUACCUUCUUUAGCGUGGAUGGGGGGGAGACUGCCAUCCAGUGCCCUCCAUCUUGGGCUCCUUUGGAGGAAGGUUGGGGUGAAAACAUAAAAAAUAAAUAGAACAUAAUUAGAACUUCCUUGAUCCAGAUUUCUGUAUGUACUUCAAUGCACAUGCACACAGGGAUUUGCAUUCAUUUCUGUGGAGAGCACAGAACAUGUGCUGUCUGUUCUGUGGAUUUCUAUAGCUCCAAUAUUUUGCUGGGUCAGGGUAAAUUGCCAUUGUCCUUACGAUUGAAAAGUGUUGAUUUCCCCACCCCAAAUAAACGUAAGACAUUAAUUAUCUUGAAAUCUUUCUCUUUAGUUUACCAGAUCCAGACCGGACACACUUUAUGUGGGGAUUUAGUAAGGUAGGUUAGAAAUAGUUGUUAUCAAUAUUUCUUCAAAAUGUACUUGAAUUCUUGAAACUGUCAAAUUCUUUCAUCUACCCAAUGCAUUGUUCCAAAAAAUCUUGUAUGUCAGAACUUAAAACCUACAGUGUAAUCAUGGAUUAUAAUGUUUGCCUCUGCCACAGUUGUACAGCAGGUCUAGCCAUUAGUGGAAGAUGGUAUUCUGUUAUAAACUCAGUAUCAUUUGCAACUAUCCCAAGAACUAUCCGGCAACUAGGUGGCUCACCAGAAGCUGGCCAGUAGACUAUGAAUUACUUUAUGCUCUUCCAUAGUUUAGGAUAUGACUUGCAGUGCAGUGCAAACCUUAUGGAUGUUUAUUUCGAUGUAAAUUCUACUCCAAAAUAAAUAAAUUGCAGCCUUAGGGUGGCUUCUGAUUGCUUAGGCUGCAGAAUAUCCAUUUAUAAUCUCUCACCAUGUGGGAGCUGCAACUACAUGUUGAUUUGGUUAACUCUAGCAACCAGUGACAGGUUCCUUGCUUGCUACAAAAAUAGGGGGUUUGAGAGGGCCAAGCAAGGUUGGCUGUAAACAACCAGGACCCUUUGUGGAUGCAAGUGCCACAUAUUGUUUAUAAUUUCACUUGUUCUACCACACUGGAAAUCUAAAACUAGACUUCAGGGAUCAUCAUAUGGGUUUCAGCCAAAAAUUCUAACCUAAUGAAAUACUUUAUGCAAAUCAAAUCAAUUAUUCUGCUUUUGUUUCUUAAUACGUAAAUGGACUUUAAAACAUUUUGUAUAGAAUGUUAAGUGCUUUGAAACUUGAGAAAUUAUAUUUUAUUACAAGAAUCAGAAAUUAUUUAGCCUUCAUUGGAUAAUGCUAAUUUGGAUAGAAAUGAGCUUUGUGUAUGAAUUAACAUUUUAGAGAGACUUUUUUAAUUACAAACUUUCCCCCCUUCCCUUUCAAGGAUUUUGGCAUGUGUGGCAUCAGAGUUGGAGUAUUAUACACCAGAAAUCAUGAGGUCAGGAAAGCAGUUAAUCAGCUGGCUGUUUUCCAUGGUUGUCCUGGACCAGUGCAAUAUGUUCUCAGCCAGUUCCUUCGUGACAGAGGUUAGCAAACUUGAAAGUGCACAAACACACAUGGCCCUGAUUCCAAGUAAUGAACACCAGUCCUCACACUAUGUAGUUACUGCAGACCAGAAAAAUCCAGCUCUGUUUUUUUCACUGUGCCUGGCUAAACCAUGAUCUAGCCAGCUUUAUUCCUCAGUUUCAAAUUAUUUAUGAACUACAUUCAUUUUUAUUUAUUAGCUAUAUUGUUGAAGUUGGUGUAAAGUGGCUGAAUUGGUGCACUAUGGGUUAAACCACAGAGCCUAGGACUUGCCAAUCAGAAGGUCGGUGGUUCGAAUCCCCACGACGGGGUGAGCUCCCGUUGCUCAGUCCCUGCUCCUGCCAACCUAGCAGUUCGAAAGCACAUCAAAGUGCAAGUAGAUAAAUAGAUACCACUGCGGCGGGAAGCUAAACGGCGUUUCCGUGCGCUGCUCUGGUUCGCCACAAGCUGCUUAGUCAUGCUGGCCACAUGACCCGGAAGCUGUACGCCGGCUCCCUCGGCCAAUAAAGCGAGAUGAGCGCCGCAACCCCAGAGUCGGUCACAACUGAACCUAAUGGUCAGGGGUCCCUUUACCUUUACCUUUACCAUCUGAGCAACCAGGGAACAAGUUCUGUACAGGACCUGUCUCAUCUUGCUUUGGCUUGCCUGUAGUUACCUUGCCAUCAUUAACUAUUAGGACUGAUGCCAGCAAAACAGAAUUUCCAGAUUAGUUAACUCGUUUAGCUGGUGAUGUGAAACGCCUCUCUCCUUGAAAACUACUGCCAGUUACAGUAGACAGUGCUGGGUUGGAUGAACAAAUAGUCUGACCUGGAAUAAGAAUUUUCUUAACUUCAUAAUACUGCAAACAAAAACUCUCUUAAUCACAUAAGCUACUUUUUACACUUUACAUUUGCCAUGCAGGAUCCCUUUAACAGAGUGCCUGCUGUUCCCAAUGUUCCCCACCCCUUAAUUUGUCAAAGUACUACUAAGACUGAAUAAUACAAAGGGGGGGGGGGAACAGUGUGGUCUGAUUUGUUCUCUUAUUUUGGCAGAAUGGCUGGAUAAUGUGUUUUUCCCAACCAAUAAAAGAAGACUUAAGGAAGCACAGAACAUUCUUGUGGAUGGUCUUGCAGAGAUGGGAAUACCUGUUUUAAAAAGCUCAGGAGGAUUAUAUGUGUGGGCUGACUUCAGAAAAGUACGUGGAGGACCUGGAGGGCUCAGGGAGGGUGGAUUAAAGGAUAUAAAUACAAUUGGCUGUAUUGUGGCUGGUCUUGUGAGCUCCUUCCUUCCUGCCGGGCUUUGUAUUCAAAAUAGGACCUGCCCCUCCCAGUGAGACAUUGAGAGGUCAUAGGCUUAUGAGCAAACCCAAUCGGAAGAAUGCAUCAUCACAGUGCUAUCCGGCACUUCUUGUCUGCGACUGGACCAGUCCCCUGCCCCUUGUACGUGCACAGUCUCAAAGUGCACCAGGUUUUCAUUAUUGAUAAGACAAGACCUUGGAGCUCCCCACCCUGCACCCUUAAAAGAGGCUUUUGAAAAAAGUACUUUUCAUUAAUUUUGGACAUAGUUAAGGUCCUAAACCAUCAGAGGAAGGAGGGAUGGAGGCUGGUGCUCCCUGCAGUACACCUGACCAUCAUUUAAGGUGCCCCAGCAUGCUGUAGCACAUCGGUUGAAAACCACUGAAUUAAAUCAUAACAUGCCAAACAAUAAAUAAAUGGUGCAGCAUCUGGUCCUAAAUAAUAUUUUGAGUAAUUGGCUAAGCAAGAAAAAUAAUAGAGCACCAAGGCUUCAAUUUAACUCAAGAGAUGCUUUGAUAAACCUGAUCUUUUGGUUCUUUUGAGAGUGGGGAGGUCAAGUGCUUUGUUUGCUAAUGUGGCAUUUAGUUAACAUGUAUUUUUGUUUUCUCUUAGUUCUUAAAGUCACAGACAUUUGAAGCUGAAAUGGAUUUAUGGUGGAAAAUUCUUGGUGAAAAGCUGCUCAUUAGUCCUGGGAAAGCCUUUUGCUGUUAUGAACCUGGAUGGUUUAGGCUGGUCUUCUCAGAUUCUAUAGACAAAAUCUACUUGUGUAAGUUUCAAUUCUAUAAAAGGGUUCGCUCUACGCGGGGCUGCCCUUGAAGCCGUCCCAGAAACUCCAGCGGGUACAGAAUGCAGCAGCGAGGCUCCUCACGGGGUCUCUGCCAUGGGAGCAUAUUCACCCAGUGCUUUUCAAACUGCACUUGCUCCCGGUAGAGUACAGGGUCAGAUUUAAGGUGCUGCUUUUGACCUUUAAAGCCCUUCACGGCCUAGGACCCUCGUACCUACAGGACCGCCUCUCCCGGUAUGCCCCACGGAGAGCCUCAAGGUCCAUAAAUAACAACACCCUAGUGGUCCCAGGCCCUAAGGAAGUUAGAUUAGCUUCAACCAGAGCCAGGGCCUUUUCAACACUGGCUCCGGCCUGGUGGGAUGCUCUGCCUCAUGAGACCAGGGCCCUGCAGGAUCUGAUUUCUUUCCGCAGGAACUGUAAGACAGAGUUGUUCCACCUGGCCUUUGGCUUGGAGCCAAUUUGAUUCCCUCCCCCUCUUUCUUUUUUCUUUCUCCUCCUGUGAUGAGGCUGCAUUUUAAUAUUUUAAUGUUUCAAUAUUUUAAUGUUGUAUUUUAAUCUUGUUUUUAAGUUGUAUUCAUUCAACUUGUUUUUAUUAUUGCUUGUUAGCCGCCCUGAGCCCGGCCUUGGCUGGGGAGGGCGGGGUAUAAAUAAAAAUUAUUAUUAUUAUUAUUAUCUGAUCUCUUUCUCCUUUCUCAUCCUUCACUCAGCUAUAUGCACUGCCAUAGACUUUCAAGCCAUCAAGGAAUAUAUACAGCCUUACAAUAUGUUCUGUACUGCAUACAAGCAGACAUUUAGGAAAUAUCUUAUGUCUUUAAAAUGUUUAUGUUGCUUCCUUUUUGUAGGUAUCCAGAGACUUCAGCAAAUGCUACGUGAUAAAAUAGAUGAACCUAUAGCUUCAUCUCAUGAAGAAAAUGAGCAUAUUGAAUUAGAUGAUGAAACUUCAGCCAACUACAUAAAUACAUCAGUGGAUGAUGUCUCCGAAGGAUAUUCACACUUGAAGAAAAUAGCUGUCUUCUAA